This is a messenger RNA of Cinara cedri, 1294 nucleotides long. Lineage: Eukaryota; Metazoa; Arthropoda; Insecta; Hemiptera; Aphididae. The record is from the annotation of a GenBank genome assembly.
AUGAUGAAACCCUUGACAUUAGUUUGGACACUGACAGUGACCCUCACAUUGUGCUGCGACGGCGCUAUGAUUUACGAUCCUAUGUUACAACAGGAUACGGUCUGGUACAAUCCCGGAAUUCAGUACUCGGAACUCGUCGACGUAAGUACAUAUAUAAUUACUUCAUAUAACCUAGCCUACCCUAAUCAGUAACCUAUUAUAUAAUAUAACCAGUGACGACUUUUGCGUGUCUAUUUCUCCAAGACUUCAACAAAAUCAGAUACUUGAAAGUAAACCUUCGACUUCUCGAAUUUCGCUAUAGAUCUUUUGUUUAAGAUUCUAAUAAAGUUUUCAUGUUAUAAAUAUUUUUUUCGUAUCGUUGGUUUAAAAUUUAGAAUUUCGGAUUUCGGAUUUAGAAUUACGUCAUAAUAAAAAUUAUAAAAAUGUAUUAUUACUUAAUUGUACCUGACUAACGGUCGUGCCUUGCAAUUCGUUUAGAAAAAAUCUGUGGGCAUGGUAGAAUCAAUGGAGGUGAAUACCAAUAAACCGAUGAGCCUGAUCGGAAGCAUAAACGCGCUAAUGAAUCAACUAGGCAAACAGCAGAAUAAUAAUAUAAACGCGAUGAUAAAAUCAAACGAACAAAAAACCAAAGAGAUUGGCAAGCGGUCGCGAUAUCCUUAUUUCGAUGUACCGUACAACAGGUGAGUUAGUGGUUUGGUAAUAAAAAACAUUUUGUUUUAUUUGGUUAUCCAUCUUAUAAUAUUAUCAUUUUGUAAUUCGGCUCGUAUAUUACGAUUAGUAUUCUUUCAUAAAAACUCAUACAAAUAUAUACAUUAGUUCAACGUAAUUUUAUCGUUCACCACGCGUUUACACUGUCGCAGCAAUUAUUCAUACAUUUAAACAGUUAUUUAGAUUUAUUUUAGAAUGCUUUCUUAACUAGAUAAUACAUAAUUUUGCAGUUCCAACGACUUUGACGGACGUGAUAAAAAGAGAUUUCAGAGAUUUCGUGCUGUCCAGAGCCCACCAUUAUAUCUAAGCACCCUUGGGCCGGGAAUGAUCCAUUACGAAAACACGAAAAACGUGGAAAAUAAUUCUCCCCCCUUUCCUCGAUUAACCUAAUCAAUUGAACAUGUUUUUCGAUAGCCCACGAGAAAAAAUCCGUAUUUUCGAAUUCGUCCAUUAAUAAUAUGUUGUCGUUUAUACAAUCGGGUUUUUUUUUUCACCAACACCAUUCAAUAAUAAGCUCAGUGAUCUGUUUUUUGUCUUUUGAAGAACGUAUUAACGUGAGCUUUUUGUUGUUUUUUUCAGGUUUUAA